UCGGUAUAGUAUAGAAAAUAUUUAGUUCAAAUACUAAAUUUAUAUUACUCGAUCUUAUAAUUUUUAACACUGAUUUGUUUCUUGCGGCUUUUGACCUGUCAAAUCUCAAUCCAUUCAAAUCCACUCGUCGUCAGCAAGAGUCGGAGCAGUUCGUGGGUUGUGUCGUGUCGCCAUCUUACGUUGUGGAGUUCGUAGUGAAUGAUUGUUAAAUGUCUUAUGGUUUUAUUUAGUGUCGAAAUUUUUGUAGAUUAGUGGUGUUAAUAGUGUGUAUGCUCCAGCCUAGAAGAACACUUCAAUAUAAACAAUGGCGGGGCAAACUAUGACGGACCGAUUAUUGGCUGCAAGGCACAGUAUAGCCGGCCAAGGAUUAGCCAAAUCAGUGUGCAAAUCAACUACAGAAGAACUUAUAGGACCGAAAAAGAAGCACUUAGAUUACUUAAUUCACUGUACAAAUGAGCCGAACGUUUCGAUCCCGCAACUGGCCAAUCUGCUGGUUGAGCGCUCGCAGAAUGCCAACUGGGUGGUGGUCUUCAAGGCUCUCAUUACAGUCCAUCACAUGAUGUGUUACGGCAAUGAGCGGUUUACACAGUACUUAGCUUCUAGUAAUAGCUCCUUCCAACUUAGUAACUUCUUAGAUAAAGGAGGAGUUCAAGGAGCUCGUGUUGUUAUCCAAGGUAUUUUGAAGGGUUUAUUUGGUUUCUUGUGGAUUGAAGAGCAAAACAAUUGUCCUUUUGGGUAUGACAUGUCCCCGUUCAUCAGGCGAUAUGCCAAGUAUCUCAACGAGAAGGCCAUGUCCUACAGAACAGUUGCCUUUGAUUUCUGCAAAGUCAAACGAGGGAAGGAGGAUGGGGUGCUGCGCACAAUGAACGCAGAAAAGUUGCUGAAGACACUGCCAGCACUGCAGGCCCAGCUGGAUGCUCUGCUGGAGUUCGACUGUACGGCGCAGGACCUCACCAAUGGCGUCAUCAACAUGGCAUUCAUGCUGCUCUUCCGUGACCUUAUCCGUCUGUUCGCCGGGUACAAUGACAGCAUCAUCAAUCUACUUGAAAAAUAUUUUGAUAUGAACAAGAAGCAGUGUCGAGAAGCACUGGAUCUGUACAAGAAGUUUUUGAUCCGUAUGGACAGAGUGGGCGAGUUCCUCAAGGUUGCAGAAAAUGUAGGAAUUGAUAAGGGAGAGAUCCCAGAUCUCACUAAGGCUCCUAGCAGUCUGUUGGAUGCCUUGGAGCAGCACCUGGCUGCACUAGAGGGGAAGAAGGGUUCUGCUGCCAACACACCCACCCAGUCUGCCAGUCACCGGACGGAUGUUAAGAGUGGCGUCUCCGCCCUUUCUUCCACCAGCACAGCCUUCGGCUCGGCGGCUCAGCAGGCGGAGGGAAUGGAGGAGUCGUUGCGACAACAGGCGCUGGCUGACGAGGAGGCGGCCAUGAACAUCUAUAAGUCCAAGGUGCAGUCACCAACUAGUGUCGCAGCUCCAACAACCAACCCAUUCCUAGUUAGCUCUCCCUCGGCGCAGCCCAUACUGGACCUGUUUGCGACUCCGGCACCAGUCACCGAGCAGCCUGUGACAUCCACAAAGGCAUCAGAUGAUCUGUUACAACUGGGUAACCCAUUUGCUGACAUCUUCUCUGGAGCCCCUACUCAGCCUGCGCCUGCAGCAGUUCCCCCUGGCAACAUGUGGAUGACCAAUGGUUUCAAUAAUGGAGCUCUUCCAGCAUCUACAAAUGCUUUUGUGAGUGACACAGCAUUCUCGUCUGUGUUUGGUGCAGGUGACACUGCUACUCAACCUGCAGCUGCCCCAGGAGCGCCCAAUCCCUUUAUGGCGGACUUUGGUCCCCCAGCAAAUGCCCCUGUUCCCACCGGGGAUCUAUUUGGAGAUACUGCAGACUUGUUCAGUGCCGACGACCCUGCCAACGCCUCUCCUCUGAAGAACGCAACUCCUCCUCCCCCCCGUCCACCUCCUCCCUCCAGCAGCACUCCUAACACCGCUUCGCCGACCCCCAGCAAGAGUGCAUUUGAUGAUCUGAACGACAGUAUACGCAUGGCACUGGGGUCUCCCUCCCGUCCCCCACAGCCACCGGCCCCUGCUCCUGCCCCUGCUGUAGGGGUGGUGCAGUACCCUCUCCCCUCCUACGGUUCCCCUGCCAAGCCGCCGAUGCCCAUCUCAGCCGCAGCACCUGGAGCGGGGGCGGGGGGACAGACAAAGGUGCUGACUGGUGACCUUGACACCAGCCUCGCCUCUCUCGCCGAGAACCUUACCAUCAACAAGGGCUCCACUCCACCUGUCAAAGGUGUGCAGUGGAAUUCACCCAAAAACACAGGUAAGCCUGGACAGACAGGAUGGAGCCCACAGCCCAUGGCUGCCACCACAGGAGCUAACUACAGGCCCAUGGGCCAAGGCAUGACGAGCCCUGCGCAGUUCCCCACCAUGCAGCACUCUCCUCUGGGGAUGACGCCGGUGUCGGUGACAGGGGUGCGGAUGCCAGGGGUCAUGCCUCUACAGACUAGACCACAGGGCACCAGCCCUCCCCUCGACCCUUUUGGUCUUUGAACAGGUACAUUGUUUUAUCUGACUUCAAGUGGACCUAAGACCCAGAAGACAGACUAGCCCAGCAGUGCUUCAUAACUUUCUCUCCACAACUCUUGUGUUUGUACUAUAUUGUUACUAUAAAUUUCAGUUACUGGUUCUGUUAGAAGGAAAUGUAGCCUCUAUUUGCCAAAUCUAGUGGAUACAGUGAGUGUAUAAUAACGUCAAGAUGUGUAUUAGUAGUCAGUUUUCUGUUAAACAGAGGACUAUUGUGCAAUAGCUAAAUAAAUAAUAUAAACAUUGUUGACUUAAUUUUGUUUAGAAUUGUUUUUCGAAUUAAACUCAUUAUUAAUUGUUAGUUUAAGUAAAUACUUGUAGGUGUUAUACAGAUCCUGUAUUAUAAGAUUGAUUAAACUUAAAGAGAAAGUAUUAAAGGUAUUGUUGUUGCAAAUUACGACCCAGACAAUACUUGACCCACUAUAUAUUGUAUGUACGUGUUCUAUAACCUGCUUGCUGCUGUGCUCUGUACGUUAAGUUUGUAGAUAUAUGAAUUAGUAAGUUAUUGGGCUAAUUCUUUUUAUAUAUACUUUAUUUAUAUAUAAGUAGAUGUGUGCAUUAUAUGCAUAUUUAUUAAUAUAAUAUUUAUAUUUUGUUUUGCAAAUCGUCAAUCACCUUUAUAGCUGCUUUCAGUGUUGUCACAGGAAUUUCAGCAAAAUUUUACAACUUAGUGGGUGACUCUUGCAUGUUAUGUUGUUCUUUAUUUUAUUGUUCUAGUCUUAAUCGUUUCACUCAAUAUGUAUUUUAUUAUUUUUGUAAAUGAGUAUGUUGUUAUUUUAGUGUUUUCUUUUUGUAUACAAAAUUUGCUUUCCUCAUACUACAAGAAGUAAAAUGGUCCAUUUUCAUAGAAAUUUAUAUUAUUUUUAAUACGAUUAUUUUUAUUCUUAUAUUUUUAUUGGAUUUUAGAUUAUCAAUAUGUUUAUUUUAUUAAGUAAGAUUCAAUUUAUAGUGAAGAUUUUUUAAUGCUUUGAAUACUAUGUUUAAUAUUACGUUAAUAACUAAUUAAUUAUCAGAACUUAAUCUUAUUCAUCAGGAAAAAACAACAUAAGCCUUUGGUUGGUUGCUAUUAUUGAAAUUGAUACAAAGAUUUUAAAGGUUUCAUCUAUUUUAAAUAAUUUCUCUUGUAAUUUGUGAACAUCAAAGUAUGAUUUUUUCCUCUGGGCUUUUCUUGUAAAACUACCCCCCAAAUAUAAAAAUUUAGUUGUGUAUCAAUAAGAGAACUGUUGGUUGUAAUUAGAUUCUCUUUGGUUAUGCAAGCGUAAUGUUUAUAAUUCAAUGUAUCUUUCUAAACAUAUGCUAGUGCCUAAAAAUCCUCUUUCACUUUUCAUAACCAGACUAAAAACUAAAUUUUUCAAAGUACAAUUUUGCCACCUGUUAAUGUGUUUUUUGUUUAAGGGAUACAAAAUAAUUCAUUGUCGUCAACAAGUUAUUGCAUUGCUAAAUAUUAUCGAUACUACCAAGAGGUUGGAUAGUUUGCAUUGUCUUUAAUAAUAAAAAACAUUCAAGCAGAUAAUACUGAUUGGUCUUUUUAGGAUUUUACAAAUUAUAAAUAAUUAGCAAUUAAAUGUUAUUUUAAAAUUUUAAAUAAACUUAAAACUUUGAUAGGCAAGACGUUAUAAUGAACCUUUAAAGUUUAUAAGUAAAAACUCAUUUUUUAAUAUUUGAGGUGUUAAGAAAAACAGUUCCAUGUAUUUUGGACAGUAUAAUGUUUAUUUUAAAAGUUCUUUAAAUUAAAUAGUCUAGCCUAGUUAAUCAACAGACUUUCCUAGAAAAAUCUGGAUCCUAAAUGAAAAUUAUUAAUUAAUUUAUCAAACCAGAUUUCAUAGCGUAUCUCUUCAACUUAACCUUGUUACCAAUCGUCACUGUCAUUAGAUGGAAAACACUAUAGAUAGAUGAAUUUCCAUAUAUGUAUCUAGUGAUUGUAGACAGGUUUUGUUUAUGAGCAUCCUGUUUCAACCUUGUUUCUGUUGCAGUAACAAAAUUUUAUUCAUAAAAAUUUAACCCGAGUGUACUUGAUAGCUUGUAUUCUAUGCACAUGUAAUAUCUCUCUAAAAGGCAGCAGCGUGUCAGGACUAACUAAUGUGUAAAAGGAUUUUCUGUAUACAUGGCAUCAAGCGCUUUGCUCAAUACUUGCCGAUGGAUAUUAGAUUGAUGCUGGUGGACUGUAGUUUUGCCUCACUUCCAUUAUUAAGAUAUGGUGAUCAAUGACAUGACUGUUGACCUUUCUAUUAAAAUUCAGCGUGCACAGAAUUAUUUGGUUCAUUUUCAAUUUAAGAUGUGAUGAUCAUGUAUCUCCUUAUUUUGAGCAAUUAUUCCUAUUUAAGUCCAAAGAACUUAGAGAUCUUUACUUAGUCUGUUGCACGCAAUUAAUCCAUAAUGGUCGUCCAAGCUAUUUGGCCCAAAAUUUUGUUUAGUGCUCAUAGAACUCGUAGGGGUGCAUCUUUAUUAUCAAUUCUUAUUCGUCAGACAGCAUUAUAUAAUAAAUCUUUCAGUUUCCGCAUGUCGAUUGUGGAGUGCUCUUCCAGAUAAUAUCAGAAUUAUUGACAAGCGUGAUCACUUUGGGCCUUUCUGCUGCGGACUAGGUGAGUGGCGGUUAGUGGUUCUUGUGUGUGGUCGCAUUUGGGGUAACUGCAUGUAAGCUGAAUAAAUGGAGAAUGUGAUCUGAUAAGGAUAGGAUAAUUUUAUUAGAGUUCAAUCAAUACACUACAUUUUUAAUUGUAAAAUAUAAAUCUGUAUGUUGGAUUCUAAUCAACUAUUGAACGUAAUUUAGUUUUACAUGCCAGUUACAAUAUUGUAAUAGGAAUGAUUAUUUUUGUUUAGAGGUUAAGUUGAAGAGAGAACGUUUUAAUCUUAACUUCGCCUCUAUAAAUAAAGACAUUUUUUAUUUCAUUAUUUCACAUUGCCAACACACAAUACCCUAUCCAGAAUGAACUCCAAUUAUUUUAAAGCAUUUUUUCAAGCUGUUGAUAGUAAUUGUGCAUAUUAAAAUGGUUCUGUAUGAAAAUCAAAUAAUUUGGACAAGUAAAAUAGGAAGAUCGUAACGGAAAAGAGAACAUUAUUUAUGUUAAAUGCUUGUAUAGAAAUGUUUCUUUACAAUUUAAUGAAAUACAGUUAAGAAGGCAUUUUGUAUCUGUGUAAAAUUAAUACUUUGCAUGGUUUAAUCUUCUCACAUAUGGUUUCUUAAAUGACAAAGUUUUAUUGAUGUGUCAAGUGUCUUCUUAUCUGUUUUUAUCUACAUUUAAGUUCUUUAGUAACGUUAAUUUUUUGCAUUCAUCUAAAUUUGUUCAGUUAGAAUUAAUUUUAUUAGAAAUCUAAUAUCAACAUAAGUUAAGAUGUUUAUAAACACUGAGAAUUCAACCUAUUAAAUCUUAUUAACAUUAUUACUCUUUCUAUGUUAUUGAGUCAUCUAUUAUUACUUGUUUGGAUAUGUUCACUAACAUUUUGCUACAAACAAUCUGAUAAUGUACUUAAUUAAUGUUUUCCUUCGUUCAACUCAUUUUAGAUUUCUUUAGUAAAUCACUGAAGGUUUUAUGAUUUAGUAUAGCUGUGUAUCUUAGCUUCUACUCAACUCAUUUUUAGUUCUUUCAAGUAUUAUAUUUUAACAUUUAGGAGGUUUUUUAAUUAGUUGUGGAUAUCUGCUUCUUUGUUGCAUAUAUUGUAGAAUGAAAUUUAUAAAAAUAUCUACAUAGACGUAUACAUAUUGAAUAAAUGUAGCUUUUUGUGUCCAAAGUUCCAUCUUAUAAAUUUAGUUUGUUUCCUUUAAUUUAUUCUUUGUGUGAAAUGUAUUGAAAAGAGAUCAAAAAAUAAAUGUUAUGAGGUUUUAAAUGUUUUGUAUUUAAAAAAAAAAUCAAAAUUGAAGUCAAGUCACGAUAAUUAUAAAAUUAUGAUAGAAAACAUCCUUAACUAUUGAGAUUCAACUGAUGCUUUAGGUUUGCUUCACUUUGUACUUUGGAGUGAAAAUAUCAACCAAAACCAUAGUUAAUCAGUGUAUGCCUGACAGAAAUAUAUAUCGCUUUCAUUAUUCAAGAAAUCUUGCUAUAGUUAGAGUAUUUAUUGAGUUCUUGUAAAUGUCUCUUUUAUGAUUAGCUUUUCAAAAUUCACUAUUAUUAGCAUUGUCAGAAAAUAGUUAAAGAGAAAAUCUACCUUUGAUAGUUUUACUGUUGUUACCAAGUUGUACAAUUUGUAUGAAAUUUGUGAUUUUCUAACACGUUAUAAAACAUACAUUUUAGACAUUUACUAUAUUUUAUUACAAAUAAGGAACGGAAAAUUCUUCCCAUCAAUGUGAGAAAACUAAUACUCGUAUUUAGAUAGCUGCUUGUGCAAAUCUAAAUUCUUGGCUGAAGUGGACACAUGAGAAUGAAAACAUACAACAAAGGAGCAGUCUCUCUAGUAACAAGCAUUAGGGGCAAGUCGGACAACUUACUGCUAAAUAAAUACUCAAGUGCUAAAGACAGAAAUGUUAAUAUUUAGUUAACAGCAUAUGUAUAGUGAGUAGAACUGUACAGCAUAACAUAAUAUAUUGUAAUUAGUAAGUCGCGAUGUGAUAUACGUAGAGCAAAGGUUAUAUUGGUGUUGCAAAAGAGCAUGUAUGCAACGAUAUCAAUAAAUUAGUGCAUAUAUACAAUUUUCCCGUGUUAUACAUUCCAGUAAUGCCCUUAUUAUAUAAUGCAUCUUGUUUAUUUAUGUUAAAUCAAAAUGAGUUUUAAAUUGUAUUAUAAAGCAAAUUGUGUUAGUACAGUAAAUCUGUAUCCCUUAUAUCUAUUGCUGAUAAAUACGGAUGUUAUAAUUAUUUGUAUUUAUUUUUCAACCAAUAAAGCAAAUAAAAGUA
Homalodisca vitripennis (glassy-winged sharpshooter) is the source of this 7409-nucleotide messenger RNA. RefSeq names its product phosphatidylinositol-binding clathrin assembly protein LAP (gene lap). The record is from RefSeq and is a predicted model, not a curated record. Gene Ontology annotation, molecular function: phosphatidylinositol-4,5-bisphosphate binding; 1-phosphatidylinositol binding; SNARE binding. The transcript is spliced from 19 exons. Gene Ontology annotation, cellular component: extrinsic component of presynaptic endocytic zone membrane; synaptic vesicle; clathrin-coated vesicle. Bases 305 to 2548 code for a protein of 747 amino acids. Gene Ontology annotation, biological process: clathrin-dependent endocytosis; clathrin coat assembly; synaptic vesicle budding from presynaptic endocytic zone membrane. NCBI's taxonomy places the organism in Eukaryota, Metazoa, Arthropoda, Insecta, Hemiptera, Cicadellidae.